GAAAGCUCAGUGUUUCGAAGAUUUUUAUAAUCGAAGUGGUUUUACUGGUUUGCAAUCGAUAUUUUACUAACACUAGAAAACAAUUUGAGGUUAAAAAGGUAUAAGGUUCACGUGAAGGUGCCGAAAUGCAAGUGUGUAGGAAUAUCACAAAACUGUUUUUGACGCCCCAUUGUGUGUUGAAAUCAGCACCAGUCGCCGGGUUACAGUCUUUCGAACCGUCACCUGUAUUCGACGAUGUCGAGUUUCCGGAACGUAACAAGCUGAGAAUUGCUCCAAAAGUACCUCAAAUGCCGAGUCAAAUACGUCCGUAUAAGAUGCAAAAAAAGUUGAGAUUAAUGCGUGGUCCCGAAGAGUACCAUAAUACUCUUUUGCACAAACAGUAUGGCAUAAUAGCAACAGGUGGUGGCCGAAUGAAAUAUUGUCAUUUCGAGUUGAUCCGUCUUAUGUUGGUAAGGAAUGUCGACUACGAAAAGGUAUUCGCGAUUUGGAGAGUUCCGGAUCCCUGGCAACCAAUUACUAAAAAGAGUGCUGGAUCGCGUAUGGGUCGUGGCAAAGGAUCUAUAGAUCAUUACGUAACUCCAGUAAAAGCGGGACAAGUUAUCGUUGAAGUUGGAGGAAAGAUCGAGUUCUUUGAGGUGAAGAGAGUUCUAGAAAAUCUUGCGAAAAGAAUGCCUUUCGACGCGAUGGCGGUUAGUCAAAGCAAGUUGGAGACAAUGGCAGAGAAUAAAAGAAAAUUACAAGAGGAAAAUCUAAAUCCAUGGACUUGGAAAUAUAUCAUUCAAAACAAUAUGCUCGGUUGCCAUAAAUGGAUCUCGAAAUACGACAGGCGAUGGUUCAACGAAUAUCUUUAA
This is a messenger RNA of Habropoda laboriosa, 851 nucleotides long. RefSeq names its product 39S ribosomal protein L16, mitochondrial (gene mRpL16). Gene Ontology annotation, cellular component: ribosome; mitochondrial large ribosomal subunit. Bases 126 to 851 code for a protein of 241 amino acids. Gene Ontology annotation, molecular function: rRNA binding; structural constituent of ribosome. Gene Ontology annotation, biological process: mitochondrial translation. Lineage: Eukaryota; Metazoa; Arthropoda; Insecta; Hymenoptera; Apidae. The transcript is spliced from 6 exons. The record is from RefSeq and is a predicted model, not a curated record.